CACGGCUAGAGGUCGGCUGGUUCGCAACUUUUGUACGCGGUGGUGGUGCGGGUAGUAUCCGCGACAAGAGCGAGAUAAGACUUCGUCGGUCGAGUCGAACGGUCGGCCGAUCGCGAAUGAUUUGUCAAAGAUAGUGGUGGCGUGCGCGAGCACCCACCGUCAGCAGGACAGAGCAGUAGAGAGGGUUGAGGAUCGGCCGACGGUAGUGAUCUCGGUCGAGAGAGAAAGAGAGAGAGAGAAAGAGAAAGAGAUAGAGUGAGCGAGUGAAUCGACGUGAACCUUGCCACGCUCGCGAACCGGGGGAAGCUCGGUAGUGGCGAUCUUGGCGGUGGUGAAUUUUUAAUAACGGUGUCGUGACGCGCCCGCACCGUCCCGAGGACGAUCGUCGUCGUCCGCGGGGAGAGCGUGCGGAGGCGGUUCUUUUUUCUCUCUUCAUGACGUGAGCCGACGCGUCGGGGACCUCAUCGAAGCGCGAGACGGAACGAGCGACGUGAGAGGUGGCCGACAACAACACGCGCCUCCCGUGCAACGAGCAGGAGCAUCGGCUGACGAAAAAACGACGACGGAGCUCGCAGGCACCCGUACAUACACGCGUGUGCGUCACCGCCCAUAUGUGAUGUGUCCCGUGCGUGAGAGCGAAUGAGUAAUCAUGUACUGUCAAGACAAGAGUUCGACCGCCUCCAAGAGCAAAGAGGGGCCUGUGACAAUGCGGGAGAAAAAAGGCGGUGCUCUCAGCAGAGUACAAAAAUUGAAAAAGCGCCUCAGUCAUAGUUUUGGACGACUUUCUAUAUCAAAAGAAGAAGCUGAUGAUGCAGCAACCAGAGGCCAAUUGCCAUACAAUGGCUAUUCUGAGGAGUUCCUAGACCGCUUGGAGCCAAAUGGCAACAUACCUGUGGAUAAAGAUCGUCGUUAUGAAUGGACAGGUGUGGGCGACCAUGAGAGAGUGCAUCGGCAGCUUUCGGUUUCUAGCGAUUCCAAGCUUCUUGAUGAAGAUAUUCGGGAAGAAGCUAGGGUAAUCCUGCGGCCCCGACGUCCACCACGGCCCAAAUCUGAAGUUUUUCUCGGCCCGGAUCCACCUAGAAGAACUAAAAGAUUCUCCGCCUUUGGGGGAGAUUCGCCGUUCGGUAAAUCCGAGGCUUAUAUAAAACUGGAGCAAUUGGGAGAGGGAUCAUAUGCCACAGUGUUCAAAGGCUACAGCCACCUCACUAAUCAGGUAGUGGCUCUUAAAGAAAUUAGACUGCAAGAAGAGGAGGGAGCUCCGUUUACUGCCAUUCGCGAGGCAAGUCUCCUCAAAGAGUUGAAACAUAGCAAUAUCGUGACCUUACACGAUAUUAUUCAUACUCGCGAGACGCUCACCUUCGUAUUCGAAUACGUUCACACCGAUUUGUCGCAAUACAUGGAGAGGUAUGGAAGCGGUAAUGGAGGAUUAGACCCGCGUAAUGUUAAAUUGUUUCUUUUUCAAUUAUUGAGAGGAUUGGCGUACUGUCAUCGCAGGAGAGUCCUGCAUAGAGAUGUAAAGCCACAGAAUUUAUUAAUCAGCGAGAUAGGAGAGCUUAAAUUGGCAGACUUUGGGUUAGCGAGAGCAAAAUCUGUGCCAUCGCAUACAUACUCACACGAGGUCGUGACCUUAUGGUAUAGGCCGCCCGACGUUCUUUUAGGCUCCACAGAAUACUCCACUUCCCUCGACAUGUGGGGAGUAGGUUGCAUAUUUGUGGAAAUGUUAACCGGCGAACCGACAUUCCCAGGUGUACGCUGUACGUACGACCAACUCGAUAAGAUAUUUAAAGUGUUGGGCACACCUACCGAGGAGACUUGGCCGGGUGUCACGCAUUUGCCUGGGUAUAAGGCACAUAGACUGUUAUUUUAUCCACCGCGGAAACUGGGACUCUCGUUUCCCCGGCUCUAUGACAUCGCCGAGGGAGAUAGUAUGGCGUCAUCGCUCCUGCAAUUAAAUCCCGAUCAACGGAUAGGAGCGGAAGAAGCGUUAGCACAUCCCUAUUUCGCUUCUCUUCCUAGGAAAUUAUACGAAUUACCUGAUGAAGUGUCGAUAUUCAGCGUAGAAGGUUGUCACUUGUAUACAAACUCGAGGCAUGGGUGCGCGGAUUCGCGUCACACGACUCUUAAGACUUGAGGUUAAAGCAAACAUUAAGUAAAUUAUAAGUAAAUUCGCAAUUUACACAUUAAGUGAAACGUUCAUUCGUAUGAGAGAUCCACAUGUUCAGAUACACAUACACAAUACACACACAGGCGCACAUGCAUUAUUCCUACAAGCGUGUUGUUCGCUCUCUCUCAGGGCUGCUCCAUGAUUUUUCUCCUUAUUUUUCGCAUACAUAAUAACAAUAUUUUUUUCUCCUUUCCAAUUUUUUUGUUCUCGAGAAUAUAUACGUAUCGAGUUAAUUAAUGACGAUAAGUGGUCACACAAGGAAACAAGAAAGUAAAGCAUACGGCUAAAAGUUAAAAAAAAAAAGACUUAUAAGGACUUGCGCACGCUCGAUUUAGAAAGCAAAAGCACGCACGACCCAUCCUCGCACUUCGUCCAAAUACUAGAUUUAGAUCAAUACCAAUCAAAAAGAAAGGAAAAAAAAGAUACCAUAUCGCCGCCCUACGUCCCCCCGGAAUCCCAGCCCAAGCCAAAUAGGGCGGGCGGUCGCUGGUUAGCAAAACUAUUACGAAGUAAUUAAUUACUUAUCUUAGAAAAAUUAUGGAAGACCUGUAGCACUCUAUAUAAAACAAACUUUACUACUGCUGCUUUCGAGCAUACGAUGUUGGUCGCUAAGACAAUUGAGAAUAUUGAUAGGUAAAAUAGAGAAUCGUUGUUCGAUUUAAAAAAUUAAUUAUUAAUUAGAUGUGAUGAUAGCAAAUAAGAAAUAGGAAGCUUAGGAAAGAUGGCGAGUCAGUAUUAGUCAAGUGCCGUAGUUGCCAACAUCGCGAGUUGCAGCGAAAGAAACUAACUGAACGCUCAUCGUCGAUAGUACCGAUGGUAGUGAUUUAGACAUAAGUGAUUAGCUUUAGAUCGUAUUUAAUAUCAAUCGAAGUUUAUCGACAAUGUCGCAACGUAGCAUAAAUAAUGAUAGCGAUUCAAGAGAAAGAGAGUUACGAUGGUAGCGAUUUUAGACUUGUCGAAAUUUCAUUUAUUCAAAUCGCUAAUUAUUAUCAACUUUAGCCAAAUGGUGCUCGAAUUGUAAAACUGACGUGUUUAGUCAAUCUCAUACUCGUACUGACGUAAUUAUUUAACGAGUAUCCGUUCGAUUUUCUAAAAACUAUCGAAUAUAAAGUAGCGUUGGCAAUAGUAGAAAUAGGAAAACGUAAGGGAAAAAAACGGCGUUACAGUUCUUCCAAAUUUUGUCUAAGCUACAAGUGACGAUUAUUGCGCGGUAAUAUUACUCCUUUUCGUAGGUUACAUUUAUACCGAUUUUUCAGCACACUUAUUAAAAAUAUAAAUAUAUAUAUCAACGAGGUGAAAGUAAAAGAGAGAAAAAAUUUCGAAAAGAUUUGAGAGACGCUAUUACACACUAUUACUACCGAUAUUAUUGCGUUUAUUUCGGUAGAUUGUAUAUAGAAUUAUCAAAUUCAUAUUAUAUAUAUAUAUAUAUAUAUAUAUAUAUAUAUAUAUAUAUAUAUAAAAUAUAUAUAUCGAUGAUGCUGAGAUAGCUGAAUCGAGAUAAUAAAUGUGACUUUGUAAUAAAUUCAGACGUAUGGUACACUCUAAAUCCUGUUUAUUCUUAACUCGGCAGUGGUAAUACAGGGCUAAGACGCGAAAUAACUCACAACUCAUAUUUCAAAUAACAAUGAGCUACUUUCUGAACUAAAUCUUCAAAUAGUUUUUAAAAAAUUAUUUAUAAAAAAUACGCUUAAAGAUUUAUUUUUACAUAUUAUGGAAAAAGAAUAUUAUAGCAUUGAAUAAAGCAAGUUGAUCGCUCUGAGAACGUUUAAUGGUCACAAAUUCUAUUUUGGGUUACUAGGAGUAUUUGAGUUAUUAGAUUAAUCAAUAAAAUUACUUCGAAUAAGUAUUUGAUUAAUCAAAGCAAAGAAUCUUAUGCUUUAAAGCCAAAAUAACUUAAUAAAAUUAAAUAGGAUGUUCUUUGUAAUAUUUAUAUUAUUAAUGUAUUAAUCAGAUUCUCAAAAUCCAUUUCUGGUCGAACAUAUGUUUAUGGCAAAGUGAUCAAACCUGCUUCAUUCAAAAACACUAUUAAUAAGUUAUAUAAUAAAUGACAUCCUAUAGAUAUACACAUACACACACACACAACGAAAAAAACAUUUAAACUUGAAAAUGUUACAAUACUUUUAGUGUGUGCACAUGGUAUAGGACAAAAAUGAUUUUAUUGACCGUAAUAACAUAAUUUUUAUUUUAGUUUUUCUUUUUAUUAUUAUAUCAAAAAAGAAUUUUUCAUAAUUAAAUAAAUUGCAGUGUCAAUAAAACUCAUUAUUUUGGUGAUUAUCUUUAACACUUUAUAAAGUAUACGUAAUAUAAAGUUAAAUUAUUUAGAUAUUUAAGAUUGCGUUUUUUUAUUCUAUCAUUUCGUGAAGAACGAGCAUUUAUAGUAUAUAUUAGAUAGAAUGAUAUAAUAUGAAUAAGUAUUAUAUAGUCUUUCUAUUUACGGGAUUCCCAUAAAUCGUUGAUUGUAUUUUUUUUUAAAGUGGUGCUAAAGUUUUUUUACUCUAAUACGAAAUUUGUUUUUGCAAUCAUAUUCUAUCGGCUCUUGUUUUUAAAAAGACAUUUUUAAAUGUUUAAAUGUGUAUAUAUUUACUCAUGUAAACACGAGUUGGUUUACAUUGAUUUUAAUAAAUGUAAAGUGAACAAAAAAGAAAUUGAAGAUAAAUUUAAAUAUUUUUUAAAUUAAAUAUAUUGAUUCUAAACUAUUUAAAUAAUCUAUUUUUUUAUACCAAAAUGUGAAAAAUAUAUGUAUACUUUAAGAACAAUCAUAUUUCAAAUGCAGGAUAUAAACUCUCAGAUUGGUUUUUAAAAUAACAAGAAAAUUGAUUUUGUCUCAUGAAUAUUAAUGAUUCACAUAUUUUUUAUAUAUAAUAUCUUAACCCUUUAUAUAUAUACACACGCACACGUUUUAUAUGUUACAUCUAAUUCUGAAAUAUAAUAUGGAGAUCUAUAAAUAUGAUCUCAUAUUUGAUGCAUUUAUUAAUCUUGUAUUAAGAAAAAUAUUUUUACCACGUUAUCAAUAAUAAACAAAUUCUGACGUCUCCUACCACUGUCGAGUUAAGCAUUCACCAUACACGAGAUUUCGUUUAGUUUAAAAAGAAAUUAUAACACGAAAAUUCUCUUGUAUAAUUAUAUGACAUGUACUUAUGUUGGCUCUAAGUGUAUCGAUUUUGUACGUGCAUUUUUUUUCUUCCAUUUAAUUAUAUAUUUUAUUUUGUAAUUUUUUUUUAUAAGGAAUCGCGCGAAUAUAUAUCAAAGCCGCUGCGGAAUUGUGUAACGAAAAAGAUACAAAAAAAGGGAAUUAUGUUUUCACAUAUACAUCUUUUGCGUUCGAAAAUGGACACUUCGCGUCAUUGCGAGGACAUGUGUUUUAUUACACACGUGUCCGACGUUUAGACCGAUUGAUCAAUUCCGGAUUUAUCCGGAAACAUCAAGUUGAACGUAUUGUGCCUGUGCUACAAAUAUUUGAAAUAAUAAAGAUACAACUCGCUAUUA
Molecule: messenger RNA, 5650 nt
Organism: Cataglyphis hispanica
Lineage: Eukaryota; Metazoa; Arthropoda; Insecta; Hymenoptera; Formicidae
Gene: Eip63E
Product: cyclin-dependent kinase 14
Exons: 7
Coding region: 650-2131 (493 amino acids)
Biological process (GO): protein phosphorylation
Cellular component (GO): cytosol; nucleus; cytoplasm
Molecular function (GO): cyclin binding; cyclin-dependent protein serine/threonine kinase activity; ATP binding
Source: RefSeq, a predicted model, not a curated record